This is a messenger RNA of Nymphaea colorata (pocket water lily), 3359 nucleotides long. RefSeq lists its product as uncharacterized. The transcript is spliced from 11 exons. The coding region runs from base 296 to 2671 and encodes 791 amino acids. The record is from RefSeq and is a predicted model, not a curated record. Gene Ontology annotation, biological process: proteolysis. Gene Ontology annotation, molecular function: serine-type endopeptidase activity. Lineage: Eukaryota; Viridiplantae; Streptophyta; Magnoliopsida; Nymphaeales; Nymphaeaceae.
CUGUGUGGAACUCGACUGUUUUUUUUUUUUUUUCAAGUUUUUGUAAACCUUCAUUGUGGAUUUGAAAUCCAUGAAAUAGAGAUCUGUCUUUUGUUUUUAUUUUGGAUCUCUCCAUAAAACCCGACCACAGAUCUAAGCAACACGCCCUCAGUUAAACCCUUGACUAGGGUUUUACUGCCGCCCUCCCUAACGGCUACGUCGGAAGGAAAGAACUCCGCGGGAAGGAAAACGCUUCAGGAUUCGCAAUCCAGGGCUUCGGUCCUUCUUCUUCUCUGUCUGGAGAUCCAUCUUCGCGAUGAUCGUCUCCCAUUUCCUCCGAAGACGGAGUAUCCGAGUCCGGGAUCUUGAAGUCCUUCGUGGAUUUCUUCCCGUUCGUCAUGUCCACGCACGGCCGUCCAAGCCUCCGACUCCUCCGAUGCCUCCCCGGCCGCCGCAGAAGCCCGUGGGCUUCACGUUUCACGGCGAGACCUGGCACGAUCCCUACAGCUGGAUGUCUGAUCUGCAGGACAAAGUGGCGAUGCGGCACAUGGACGUCUACAUGGAGCAGGAGGAGAAGUAUACGGAGGCGGUGAUGUCGGAAACCGGUCAGCUUCAGAGGAAGCUGCAGAGGGAGAUGGGAAGCCGUAUGGGUGCCGAACUGUCUACCCCGCCUGUGCGCUUUGGUCCUUGGUUAUAUUAUAGGCGUGUUGAACAAGGAAAGCAAUACCCUGUUCUUUGUCGGCGAUUAGCUAGCCUGAAUGAAGAGAUUAUGUCUUAUAAGUCUCCCUCAGCUGGAUUUGAUUUUAUGUCUGGAAAAAAGAUUGAGCAGAAGUUAUUGGAUUACAAUGAAGAGGCUGAGAGAUUUGGAGGUUAUGCAUAUGAAGAGUUAUCUGAAGUCUCUCCAGAUCACUGUUUUCUUGCUUAUACCAUGUAUAACAAGGAAAUUGAUUCUUUUAGCUUAUCUGUCAAGGAUUUGUCAACUGGAUCUUUAUGCAAUAGUCCAAAAGUUGAUCGAGUUGCAAAUUUAGCAUGGGCCAUGGGUGGUAAAGCAUUACUGUACACUGUGACAGAUACCAACAGGAGACCGUAUAGGUCUGAAGCAUGCAUGAUGGGAUCUGGCAAAGAUGAUAUUUUACUUAUGGAAGAGUUAGAUGAUUCUGUGUACAUUAAUAUCAGAAAUACCAAGGACUUCCAAUUUGUGACUGUGAACUCUUUCUCAAACGCUUUCUCAAAGGUAUACUUGAUAAACUCAGCCUGUCCUUCAUCUGAAAUGGAACUGGUGUGGGAGGGUGAGCCGCAUGUUCAUUGCAUAGUUGAACACCAUCAAGGUUUCCUGUAUUUAUUCACAGAUGCUUCCAGAGAUGGGAUGACUGCUGACUCCCACUAUUUGCUUCGUGCUCCUCUUAGAUCAGCUUUGAGAAAUUGGGAGGUUAUUUUCCUUAACGAGCCUCAUGUUAUCCUUGAGGAUGUUGAUUUUUGCGCGACACAUAUGGUGCUUAUAUUAAGGGAAGGAAAAAGUCCCAAGAUAUGUUCUAUUUCACUGCCGCUAUCUAUUGGUGAUAAAAUGGUACCUACACAUUUAGAUGCUCUUGGCCUAUGUUUUUUGCCUCUUCCACCGCAUGUCUGCCACGUCUCGCCUGGACCUAAUUAUGACUUCUAUUCAUCAACUAUGGGGUUCAUUGUAUCAUCACCUGUGAUGCCUGAUGCAGUGGUGGAUUAUGAUUUGUUAACCUGUAAAUGGCACAUUGUCCAGCAGCAGAACGUACUUCAUGAACGAACUCGUAUUCUGUAUGGGACAUCUGUUUCUAGUACUAGCCUGGAGAAACUGGAAUCCUCACAGAAGUUUGAAAUUGCAGUGGAAACUGAUGAUGACAAUGUCACUUGGAACGAUCUCUCUCAAUAUUAUGCUUGUGAAUAUUAUGAUGUUCUGUCAAAAGAUGGUGCAGUUGUUCCUCUUACUGUUUUAUACUCACAUAAAAGAAAACAAGGAGGCCCUGGCUUGCUGCAUGGGCAUGGAGCAUAUGGUGAACUAUUAGACAAGCGGUGGCGCACUGAAUUGAAAAGUUUGCUUGAUCGUGGUUGGGUUGUUGCUUAUGCUGAUGUCAGGGGAGGGGGUGGUAAAGGCAAAAGAUGGCACCAUGAUGGAAGGCGAUUGAAGAAACUCAACUCUGUGCACGAUUAUAUUGCUUGUGCUACAUUUCUGAUGGACAAGGAAAUUGUGCAUCCAAAUAAACUUGCUGGCUGGGGUUACAGUGCAGGUGGGCUUCUUAUUGCAUCUGCCAUCAACAUCCAACCAGAUCUCCUUCGUGCGGCAGUCUUGAAGGUUCCGUUUUUAGAUGUGUGCAACACCCUUUUGCACCCGGUAUUGCCACUUUCACCUGCUGACUAUGAGGAAUUUGGAUAUCCUGGAAAUUUUGAAGAAUUUCAAGCAAUACGGCAGUAUUCACCAUAUGAUAAUAUUAAAAAGGACGUGCUUUAUCCAGCAGUCCUCGUGACAUCAUCGUUAAACACCAGAUUUGGUGUGUGGGAAGCUGCAAAAUGGGUUGCUAGGGUUCGUGAGCUUACUGUUCCAGAUCCGGCACGCCCAAUACUGCUCAAUUUGACAACGGACAUAGUGGAGGAGAACAGGUACUUACAAUGCAAGGAGACUGCACUAGAGACAUCCUUUCUGAUCAAAAUGAUGGAAGGAUAGGGUCUUCCUAUUGGCUGUCUGUUCGUAUUUCUUCGUGGCCAAGAAUCACAAGCUGAGGGUUGCUCCUCUGUUUCCUUUCGUCAUUAUAUCGUUUGGUGCAUCCACUAGGCAAAAAAGAUGGUCUAUGUAUGUCCAGCGUAAUCCGGUAACUUAUAAUGAUCAUAUAUUGUGAUUAUGCUACAUUGCUCUUAUCAGGCAGUGAUAUCAUGUGGCCGAUGUAACUCUCUAAAGCCUCAAUGAGUACACGUAUGAAGAAACACAGAGAGAAUACGGUCGUAAACAAUGAUCAUUCUGCAAAAUAGACUGUAGGUACUUUGGUGAUGGUGCAGGUGCAGGGUGGAGGUUUUAUUGUCAGUUUACAGGCGACGUAAGAGUGAGGAGGAUUUUGUGUUCGUAAUGCAUGGUUCGGCAUCAUUUUCGACGACCAUUGCUUGAUUCCCUGCGAGAGGUAGCUAGCUGGAGCCUUCCAUGUGGGAUAUGGACGUUUCCGAUCUGCCCCUUUCCAUCGUCCUAGGCCGCGGGACCUCUGAAUCAUUUUAAUUGGAAAAUUUCUCCAGAAUCAUGAUGUCCCAAUGCUGGAAUUGUUUCGAGUGGGUUACCGAACAUUGUCUUGUUUUAUCAGUGCUGUUUUGACUUGCAUGAAGCUACCAUCUGUUCGACUUGUGAGGGAAUCUUUUUUUUCGAGAAA